Amorphotheca resinae ATCC 22711 is the source of this 1722-nucleotide messenger RNA. RefSeq lists its product as hypothetical. Gene Ontology annotation, molecular function: RNA helicase activity; nucleic acid binding; ATP binding. NCBI's taxonomy places the organism in Eukaryota, Fungi, Ascomycota, Leotiomycetes, Helotiales, Amorphothecaceae. The coding region runs from base 64 to 1680 and encodes 538 amino acids. The transcript is spliced from 2 exons. The record is from RefSeq and is a predicted model, not a curated record.
AAGGGCAGUAAAAAAAAUUGAAAUAUUGACAAAUUUAGCCACGACCACCACUCACAAAUCCUCAUGGCGGCACAGAAGACCCAGGCGAGGCCUCUGCCGCCCAAGCAGCCUUCAGAUGAAGCUUCGGAUUCGUCCGAUCCUUCGUCUUCUGAAGCAGAAUCAACGGGCGAGGCUUCUGGUUCCGAUUCCGACUCUCUCGAUUCCCUGGCCUCGCGAAAACGAAGAAGAAUAUCUCCUAUAGACGACGAUGAUGACGAACCUUUUGUUCCGAAACUCUCUGUCCCGUCUCGUGCCUCACGGGUACAGCAAAAGACCCAGCCUAAGGAAGCCAACAAUACUGCACAUAGCAACAAUGGAGCAGUACUGGCUCCGACCGAUCCCCAAACCAGCUUCGCAGCCCUCGGGGUCAAACCAUGGCUGGUGGGCUCCUUGGGGGCCAUGGCUAUAAAAAGACCGACGGGCAUUCAAAAGCACUGCAUUCCAGAAAUACUAAAGGGGAGGGAUUGCAUUGGAGGGAGUAGGACGGGUUCAGGAAAGACGGUCGCUUUCGCUGUCCCCAUCUUGCAACAAUGGGCUGUGGAUCCUUUUGGCAUAUUUGCCUUGGUGCUGACGCCUACGAGGGAACUGGCACUGCAGAUUUACGAGCAAUUCAAGGCCAUCUCGGCUCCUCAGUCACUCAAGGCGGUUCUCAUCACUGGUGGUUCAGAUAUGCGACCACAAGCAACGGCCCUUGCUCAGCGCCCGCAUAUUGUGAUUGCGACUCCUGGUCGAUUGGCGGAUCAUAUACGGACAUCAGGGGAGGAUACCAUUUGUGGUCUGCGACGAGCGCGCAUGGUUGUCCUUGAUGAGGCGGAUCGAUUAUUAGCAAGUGGGAGUGUUGGCAGCAUGUUACCAGAUGUUGAAGAAUGUCUGUCUGUACUUCCUCCACCCUCGAAGCGCCAGACGCUCCUAUUCACGGCCACCGUUACUCCCGAAGUUCGUGCCUUGAAAGAGAUGCCUCAAACCCCGGGAAAACCACCAGUCUUCAUCUGCGAAGUCGACACCGAGACUCUAGCGAUACCACCUUCUCUAAAGCAAAUGUAUCUCCAAGUACCAGUUACGCACAGGGAACACUACCUCCACAUGUUCCUCCUGACGCCCACGAACCUCCCUAAAUCUGUCAUAAUCUUCUGCAAUCGCACAGCAACGGCCGACUAUCUAACGCAUCUCUUGCGCCUUCUGGAACAUCGAGUCACGGCCUUACACUCCAAACUCCCACAACGGCAGAGGAUCGAUAAUCUUGGGCGAUUCCGAGCCUCAGCCGCACGGAUUCUCGUUGCGACCGACGUGGCUGCACGAGGUCUCGAUAUUCCCGAGGUGGGACUGGUGGUCAAUUACGACAUACCGAGGGAUCCAGAUGAUUACAUUCAUCGAGUUGGACGAACGGCCAGAGCCGGGAGGAAGGGUGAAGCAGUCACCUUCGUGGGACAGAGAGACGUGCAGCUCGUUCAAGCGGUCGAGGCAAGAGUAGGGAGACAGAUGGAAGCAUGGCAAGAAGAGGGCAUCAACCUGGAGACCAGAGUUAUUCGCGAAGCAUUGAAGUUGGUGGGAGAGAAGAAACGAGAAGCCUUGUUGGAGAUUGAGGAGGGUCGAGAGGUAGGAGGGAAGCGGAAAAGGGGAAUGCAGAAACUUCAGCGGUAGAUAGGCAGAGUAAGAUCCUCAAUCGCAAGCAAACUUUCGGCU